Purpureocillium takamizusanense is the source of this 2328-nucleotide messenger RNA. RefSeq lists its product as uncharacterized. The record is from RefSeq and is a predicted model, not a curated record. The transcript is spliced from 3 exons. Lineage: Eukaryota; Fungi; Ascomycota; Sordariomycetes; Hypocreales; Ophiocordycipitaceae. The coding region runs from base 302 to 1429 and encodes 375 amino acids.
CAUGGUUUGACCCUUCUUGGCCCCCAGCGCUAGGGCUGACAGGACAUACGCAGCCAGCCAACCCCAGCCAGCCAGACAACACCAGGGGUUUCAGGGUCUUGGAUCCCGAGUGCCCCAAUAGGGCAAUGCCCGCCGCUCGCCGUCUGUCGGGGCGACGCAGCGUCCCGAGACCGAACGAGACAACAAAACCGUCGCCCAUCGCCGCUUACGUCUGGUGCUUGCCUCAUCAUGACUUUGUCAGGGACUACUAUUCCGCGCGACAUACGUCGAGCUCUGGCGUCCCGCCCGACGCGCAAUCGAAAUGGGAGCUCUCUUCUCGCGGCCCGGUCGUGAGGACAGCGCCCUUCCCACCGGCGCCUUCUCUGCCGGCAACCUCUCCUCGCUCGACAGCCCUUCCAUCGCGCCGUACUUGGGCAUCAACACGGGCCUCUACAAUGGCAUCCCGACGUCAGACCUCCCGCCGAUUCCGUUCGAAUGGAUCGUGUCGCCUCGAAACGUCACCGACACGUGCCCGAACGGCGCGCGGAUACUCACCUGGUUCGGCGUGACGGAGGCCGUCAUCACGCUCCUCACGCCCCUGGUGGCGUACCGUCCGCUCAUCCACUUCCUCUCGCGCGGGCUCCUCGGCCGCCGGUCCAAAAACUCCCUCUGGCUCGCCUGGACCGUCACCUUUGCGUGCCAGCUCGUCGCCAACGCCGUCGCGGCGGGCCUCAUCGGCAACACGCCCGGGUACGGACACCUCAACAUGCUGCACAUCUUCACCGUGCUCAUGGCCCGCCCGCGGUUCCACUUUGUCGUCCUGGGCCUGCUGCGGACCGUCGUGCGCGUGCGUCGGCCGCGCAGCUGGGACGGCGGCACGAACAACAACAACAAAACGACCAUUAUCCGGCGCAAGGACGACGGCGGCGUCGAGUUCCCCUACACGGACGCCUGGAUCGCCACCUCCCUCUCCGAGAUGCUGCUGCUCAUCGUCUCCGCCAUCUUCACGGGCGUGACGUGGCACCGCCUGCCCGAGGCCAGCAAGGCGCGCGAGUUCAUCUCCGACCACGUCAGCUUCGUGGCCAGCGCGCCGGGCCUCCUGCUGCUGUGCAUGGUCGCCCUCGUGCCCUUCCACAAGCGCUACGGGGAGGCGUUCCCGUCCGAGGGGAGGCGCUACGAGACGGGCAGGCAUUGGGGCGUGCGCGUGCGCCGCGACGGCACGGCGAGGGUCGGCGUCAAGCACACGAAGCGCCAGACGGUGCUGAAGCGCUGGGCGAGCGCCGUCGUCGGCGGCAUCGUCCUGGCGUACGUGACGCUGGUGCAGUUUGCUUACUGGGCGAGGUUCCUGGAGAUGAGCGGUGUUUUGUUUUGUCCGCCAAAGCUCGUGAGCACUGGGAUUGUCUGGACUGUGUUCACGCUUGCAGGUCUCGUGGCUGGCGCUGCCUCCUAGAUCCGAUCGAAAGCAUCCGCCAAUCUAGACUAUCCCAGGUGCAUGGCGGAAGCCGAAUGAUGGUAAUGAUGAUGAUGCAUUUGCCGAAAACAAAAAGCGCCGGAUGGCGAUCAGAGUUUGGAUUCUAUCGUGAUUGCGAGGCGAAACUACUUUCGCAGGACUACUAACUACGCUACAAGCCUGUAAAAGGUUCCCAUCUCCAAACCAACUCUAUACUCAACAGUGGCAAGACUCAUACAGACGCCUCCAACAGGGCCUCAUCUUCUGUUUGAAGCCCAGCACAAACUAUACACGCGUCUCGACUAGCCCGCCAUGACGCUGCGGCCUCCAUCCUGAGUGAUGCGCUUCCGGACGCGAAUUUUUAUGAAGCCGUGUCCGAGCCGCACCAGCUCGGUGGUGGCCUUGGAGUCGCUAUCCUCGGAGUUGACGGCUGUCUCGUGCGAGUCCUCGCUCUUCACCUCACUCGCUUCGCCAUCGUCACUGGCGGGAGAUUCGUCUGUGACGGGAGAUUCAGGGGUGCGCUUGAGAACACCAACAACAGCGCUGGGCGCGAACAUCAGUGCUUCGCCGGUGCGCAGGGAGACAAUCUGCGAGAAUAACUGCAUCUCAGCAUCGGGAUACGCUGUGCAGUCGUCAACAUCUUCAUCGUAUGGCUUGAAGCUGGCGCGGCCUUUGUUCAGGGCCGUUGCGCCCGCGAGAUGGCCCUUGAGUGCGCGCAGCCAGUCUGGGGAGGUGAAGCGGUGCACCAUGGUGACGGAGCAGAGGUCUAGGAGCUUCGGGGAGAUGGUAGGUUCCUGCGUGGAGAUGAUGACCCGGGCCCCCUGAUGGCGCUGGAGACGGAUCGUGGUGAGCAGUGCUUGUGUCAAGGUCUCGCACUCUGCCGAGUUCGUCAUGUACUU